AUGGCUGACACGAAAUCGUUGCCGGUUUUCGCGUUCAUUGACGAUUUGCAUCAAUUGGAGGAAUUGAGAGGAUAUCUCAAUAAACUCGGCGCAAAACUUGACCCACAAGGCCCAAAAGAACCCACCGAUAAUCUCGUCGAAGUGGUCAACACUGUCGCGAUGGUCGCUAGCGUGAAGAGUCAUUCGGAGGUCGAUUUGAUUCUCUCUUCUAUAUCUUCGUUAAUCGUUUGUGUGCCCGGUGAUCGCGCGCACGAAGUUGUCUCCAAAUUUUGCGCUCAAUUGACUAGCGGAAAGUUUGAAGGUGAAGGAUGGCAAAGCAAUGCGGGUGCCGCUGUUCGUGUGCUUUCAAAUCUUUUCCGUGGAUUCGCGAAAAUUGGUGACAUUCAGCAGGUGAUCUUCGAAAGUCUCAUCUCAAUUUGUGACAGCAGCCGUUUGAUAUCGGAUAUCGAUACGAGUGUGCCAGUUAUUGAAGGUUACAUGAAAGCAUGGGGAACCGAUCGAGAAGGGAGACAACGAAUUUUGCGAGCACUUCACGUUGCUUUGUUGCACGAUGAACGAGCAGAUCAAGCUGCUAAAGUGAUGCUUGAGCUUCUUGGAACUUACACAUCGGCUAAUGCUGCAGCGGCACAAGAAGACGCUCGUGAAUGUGUUCGAACAGCGGUUGUUGAUCCAAAGAGUUUCUCUUUCGAUCAUUUGGUACGACUGGACGCUGUGCACCAUCUUCAGCAAUCGGAUCCUUUGAUGCACGAAGCGCUUGGCCUCUUCACCUCAGGAACACUCAAGGAUUAUCAAUCAUUCGUCAAGAAGAAUCCGAAAUUUGUCCAAGAAAAACUAAAAGUUGCUGAAGAGAUUUUGGUAAAGAAAAUGAGAUUGCUUACAUUGAUGAGCAUUGCCGAGAAAAAUCAAGUUAUUCGUCUUUCCGAAUUGGCCGCCGAGCUUUCAUUGCCAGAUAGUGAAGAACUCGAGGAAUUCAUCAUUGAGGCAAUACAAGUGAAUGCAAUCUCAGGAAAGAUCAAUGAAGUACAAAGAACAUUGUCGGUCACCUCUUUCCAGCAUCGCUCUUUUGGACGAGAACAAUGGGCUGGUCUUCGAUCUCGACUUUCGGCUCUCAUCUCAAUGGUAAAAAGCUCGCACGUGAAUAUCCGAAAUGUCAAUCAAGAGCCUCACGAGACGGUUGCU
Messenger RNA from Mesorhabditis belari, 1179 nucleotides. NCBI's taxonomy places the organism in Eukaryota, Metazoa, Nematoda, Chromadorea, Rhabditida, Rhabditidae. The record is from the annotation of a GenBank genome assembly.